AUGCUCUUCAGCUCCGACGACGACUCGUGGAGCUUAAACACGGGUCACGCACUAGGCUCAGAUCGCACGGGCUACAAGGAUAUCCUCGAGAUAGAGAACGAAAACAUUGCCCAACUCCUGAAUGCAUGCCUAGACGACCUCGAUGCACCCACACCCUGGCUUCGUACACCUAUCGCGGCAAUCCCGAAGAAAGGGAAGCCUCUCGACGAUCCCGAUAGCUAUCAAACGAUAGGAAAGGAAUGCCAUUUCCUCAAGCUAAAGACGGUACUCUUCCACAAGCGAGUGUACGAUGCGGCCGAACGGCCUGGGAUCUUUCCACGCUCGCAAAAUGGGUUCCGCUCGGGUUACAACUUACCACACAAACAACAACUCAUUCAUCUUGCGUGCAAUGAUUGA
Molecule: messenger RNA, 396 nt
Organism: Peniophora sp. CBMAI 1063
Lineage: Eukaryota; Fungi; Basidiomycota; Agaricomycetes; Russulales; Peniophoraceae
Source: the annotation of a GenBank genome assembly